AUGGAUCAAGAUCAACCAGACGAUUUCGCGUCGGAGUCUUUCUUCGACCAAAAUUCCCUACAGCAACAGAUCCAACAGAUCGAUGCAAACGCUGAUCUCAACAACGUCCCAAAUGUUGCCAUCCCUCCAAAUCCCGCUGUCCUCGACAAGCUCUCACGCCGGUGGUAUUGUGGCUGUUUGGAACGUACAGCGUGGUCGAGACAUGGCCACCUUGCCAGCAUAUCCGAUGAUGGAUCCACCGUCUAUUUGGAAUGUAUUCGAUACAACUAUGAAUUAAAAUCAUGGGGUCUGCAUGAAAGACACUCCUUGACUACCCUCUUCGAAGACGCCACUAGCCUGGCUUGGAGCCCAAAUGGAGGGGAACUUGCAGUGGUCGAUGUCAAGGGCCGCAUCUGGAUUUAUCACAACUCUCUGCUCGCUAUCAACCGCCUAACUCUUGCUCGACAAGGGGCUCUGGACGAGGGCGACGAGUAUUCCCAGCCAGUUGGGAUGACAUGGCUAAAUCAAGAUCGUCAGGAAAGACCAAGAAAUGUCGUCACCCAUGCAUUCAAGGGUGACAGUCGGUGGCAGCAUGCUAACGCCAGAGCUAAACCACUCGGCCCCUACUGGCAUCGUGCCGUUGCAAUCGUUCACCGCAACGGGCUCUUCACACUUUGCUUUCAAAGAGGUGAUGGCCAGUAUUCCAAGGUCACCAAGCGACUAUCUCCGCCAGACGACAUCCUCUACAGUCAUGCCAGCUUUGCCCCCACUGUCGAAGGAAAGAUGCUCAUCACUCUGCACUCGUUCAAAAAGACCAUCUCGGUUUACUUCCUCUCGAUAGACUGGAACGAAGUCAAGCAGUCUGUGGAAGGCUUGCCGAUUUUGAAUCUUGAAUCAGUUUCAAGCAAUGUCUCUUCGCAGCCCACGGGGUCUCCCACUCUGCCUGAUACAUACGACCCGGAUUCCUGGUCACUUAGCCACCUAGAGAUUGUGCGCACUUCGGAUGUCGAAAAAGCGGUCCAGAUCCCCCCCACUAUUCUCGCAAUUUCUUCUGGUGUCAAUAGAACUGUCAACAUACCAGAUUCAGGCUUCCUGGUAUCGAGCAUGAUCAAGAGGUGGACGGUCACUCCUGUCGAACAGAAGUUACACCCGCUGUUUGAUGCCCUGCCAUCUAUAGGUCCGGGGGCAGCAGCAGCAAAGCCUUCUUAUACCCUCCAGAGGCUGCCCGAUAAGGAAGAACAGGUCAUUACGACCAUUCAUCAUGUGGAUGGUGUCCAAGCACUUGUUGUUACAACGCAGGAAAACCGCACUGAUUUCUUAAGCUCGGAGGACUUAUCGCCCAUGUCCUAUGCCGGUUUGGCACAGGAAACCACAUCCAUGUCUCAAUCUGGAUUUGCAUAUCCCUACGCUCAAGUGAUUCUCACACCAACUUUCUCCCCCAAUGCAUGCGUGAGAGCAGAUCUGACACCGGAGGGCAAAACACAACUUGUUGCGAUGGAAUACCAAUUAGGACAGCCUCAGUCACUACAGCCGCUGGAUCCAAAUGUUGACGUGGCUCUUGCAUCCCUAAACCUGACCUUUGCACGAGCGUGCUGGUCGAAUGCUACCAUCGACGACAUCCUGAUGUGUGUCUCACAGUCCAUUCCGACCGAACUCAUCCCCACUAUAAUUUCGACUGCCUAUCGCACGCUCUUUCGUGACAAUGACUUUGUGAACGAAAGAACUGAGGGCUCGGAACUGGAAAAGUUUAUCCACAAGACGGUGAUAGGAAGGGUUCUGUCUUACCAUGCAAGUCUUGCGGCAAACUGUACUCAGCUUCCCUCCAUCGCCUCCACUGAUCGAAGACACGGCUGUUGGUCACUCAGCGCACAGUGGGCCUGGUUGGUGAACAACAUCCGACAAACUGCAACCCUGCUUUUCAUGGCUAUGAGGGACGUGCAGAAUAUCCAACUCGUCAUGAGCCAAGACCUGACGGACCUGCUCUGCUCGAAUCUCCGGUGGGGUUUGUCGCUGAUGAGAUUCAUAAUCAGCACCAUCUUAGAGGUAGGCGAUCGGGAGACGAACCCUGAAAUGUUUGAUGAGAAAGAUCCCGGCAGAGCGGGCGACUCUCUGGGCGACGGCAGUCAGGGCCUGGUUGCGCUGCUGUUGAACUGCCACCCUUCCCGAAUUUUUUUGAUUGCGUUCGUCAGAGCUGUCAGGGCGUACGCGAAGAACACAGAACCAAAGUCUAAUCAUCACUUGCAAGUCCUCCAAUGUAUUCAACAGCAGACGUCGGGAAAAGGACUAUCUUUUCAAGCCAUGGAGGCGCUCCUCGAAUACAGAUGGUCGGCGGUCGGUGAUGUGGACAGGGAUAUGGCCGCCACAGCUGCACGCCAGCUCGAGAUGAUGGCCACGGGGAUUGUGCAUGAGUCGUACCAGGGGACGAUCAAGGUGCUACUUAACACACUCUUCAAUAGUGCCCAGGGACUGCGAGCCAAGAUGCUGAUCGACCGAGUUAAGCUGUUUAUCGACCAUGUCGAUCUGGAGUACAUCUUCUUGAACAACGACAUCCUGGGCCGACGAAGCACUGAUGAAGACCCCGAUAGGAAGGAGGUCAUCUAUGAUGUGCAUCGAAAGAGGCCAAUCCUCAAGGGGGUGGCAGAACCCGACGGCACAGGGCCACUCAUGAUUAGGAAAUGCUUGAGAUGUGGGAGUUAUAGUGAGGACGUCAAUGUGCCACCUAGGGAGUGGCCUCGGCAAGUUGCUAUGCUACUUAUGAGAUGUGUUUGCGAUGGCAGUUGGGUGCUUAAGCCUUGGGAUAAGGUCCACAAAUGA
Fonsecaea nubica is the source of this 2793-nucleotide messenger RNA. RefSeq lists its product as hypothetical. The record is from RefSeq and is a predicted model, not a curated record. The transcript has a single exon. The coding region runs from base 1 to 2793 and encodes 930 amino acids. Gene Ontology annotation, biological process: positive regulation of DNA-templated transcription. Lineage: Eukaryota; Fungi; Ascomycota; Eurotiomycetes; Chaetothyriales; Herpotrichiellaceae. Gene Ontology annotation, cellular component: mediator complex.